Molecule: messenger RNA, 915 nt
Organism: Boeremia exigua
Lineage: Eukaryota; Fungi; Ascomycota; Dothideomycetes; Pleosporales; Didymellaceae
Product: membrane-associating domain-containing protein
Exons: 2
Coding region: 299-790 (163 amino acids)
Cellular component (GO): membrane
Source: RefSeq, a predicted model, not a curated record
CUUACAUGUCCACCACAUAGAGUUCCCACCUAGGCUCCCAAGUUACAGAAGAUUGCAUUGUAGAGAGUCGCGUCGAAAUGGGCAAAUUUAGAACGAGCAAGAAAAUAUAGAGCGUGCUAAGGCGCCCUUCAAUGCCUUGUCUGCCCCUUCUUCGCGACCCUCGUUCUACUUUCCAAAAUCGUUUUCAUCUCCCAAGAUUCAACGCUGAAAAUCUGCGCUGUUGAUCCUGAGGUGAUCACAGUCCAAUAUCAAGUUGAUCGUCGAUAACAUCUUCAAAACAGCAACAUAGGAGAUCACAAUGGCCAAAAUCAACCCAAUGUAUCCUGUCCGUGGUGCACAAGCAGUGCUUGCCAUCAUUGUUCUCGGACUCAUGGCAUACGUUUCCUCGUGGUGGACAUCGCACUGGCGCCAGGCUUCUCCAGCUCAAGUCUCUUUUCUCAUCUUCGCGUCCGCAUGGUCACUCGUUUCUCUCAUCCCGAUAUUCCUCAUACCUCUCAAGUUCAGCCACAUGCUCUCGUCCGCUGGAAUUCGCUGGGGUCUCGUUGCACUUGAUGCGCUCACCAUGCUUUUCUGGUUCGCUGGUUUCGUGGCUUUGGCUGUGUUUCUGAAUGGCAGAAUCUGCUUUGGCCAAGUGUGUGAUGUUGCGAGAGCAGGAGCGGCGUUUGGAGGCUUGAGCUGGGCGGUAACCGCAGGCGGAUUCGGAUACGGGACAUACCUUGCUGUCACUGCGGAGAAGAGGAGGGUACCAGCGGUGCAAAAGCCAGAUGUUGCCAUGCAUCAGGGCGUGUGAGGUAUGGCCUCGAUAGAGCUUUGGGAUAUUGACGUAAUGGUCGCGACCUCGAGACACAGCAGACUGACCUGAGAACGUUGGCCAUCCGGAAUGGUCGAGGGGCUGUUAGUUGCAUACUUUUUCGG